UUGCAGUGCACUCCAGCCCGGGCGACAGUGCGAGGCUCCCUCCCAAAAAAAAAAGAAGAAGAAAAGAAAAAAAAAGUGUGUGCGAGAGAGACGAGAGAAAGAGAGAGACAAAGAAAGAGAAAGGUUUCGGGUCUCUGACGGAUGAGAAGGAACAAGACGGGGAUGCAGUCCUACCCACUUCGACUCCACCCCCUCUCAAGACCUUCAUGCCUAACGACUCCCUACGCGCAACAAAACUGGCCGCCACGGGAGCCCGUCCAUAGCCCUGGGUCGUUUGAGAAUUAGAGCAGAAGCUCCACCCUGUUGUGGGCACCUUGCCCUUCUCAAACAUGGCCGCCACGGCGCCUCUGGAAGGGAACCGCUCUGGGCCCCGCCUUUGAUCUCGUUGGUGGGGCUGGCUGGGGGAUGAGAGCUGCACCGCGCGGGACAAGUCGCCGGCGGCGCCCGACGGAGCAGAAGAGAGAGCAUGGAGCUGGAGAGGAUCGUCAGUGCAGCCCUCCUUGCCUUUGUCCAGACGCACCUCCCGGAGGCCGACCUCAGUGGCUUGGAUGAGGUCAUCUUCUCCUAUGUGCUUGGGGUCCUGGAGGACCUGGGCCCCUCGGGCCCAUCAGAGGAGAACUUCGAUAUGGAUGCUUUCACUGAGAUGAUGGAGGCCUAUGUGCCUGGCUUUGCCCACAUUCCCAGGGGCACAAUAGGGGACAUGAUGCAGAAGCUCUCAGGGCAGCUGAGUGAUGCCAGGAACAAAGAGAACCUGCAACCGCAGAGCUCUGGUGUCCAAGGUCAGGUGCCCAUCUCCCCAGAGCCCCUGCAGCGGCCUGAAAUGCUCAAAGAAGAGACUAGGUCUUCUGCUGCUGCUGCUGCUGCUGCUGCAGACAUCCAAGAUGAGGCAACUGGUGCUGAGGAGGAGCUUCUGCCAGGGGUGGAUGUACUCCUGGAGGUGUUCCCUACCUGUUCGGUGGAGCAGGCCCAGUGGGUGCUGGCCAAAGCUCGGGGGGACUUGGAAGAAGCUGUGCAGAUGCUGGUAGAGGGAAAGGAAGAGGGGCCUGCAGCCUGGGAGGGCCCCAACCAGGACCUGCCCAGACGCCUCAGAGGCCCCCAAAAGGAUGAGCUGAAGUCCUUCAUCCUGCAGAAGUACAUGAUGGUGGAUAGCGCAGAGGAUCAGAAGAUUCACCGGCCCAUGGCUCCCAAGGAGGCCCCCAAGAAGCUGAUCCGAUACAUCGACAACCAGGUAGUGAGCACCAAAGGGGAGCGAUUCAAAGAUGUGCGGAACCCUGAGGCCGAGGAGAUGAAGGCCACAUACAUCAACCUCAAGCCGGCCAGAAAGUACCGCUUCCAUUGAGGCACUCGCCGGACUCUGCCCGAGCCUUCCAGGCUCAGAUCCCAGAGGGAUGCAGGAGCCCUAUACCCCUACACAGGGGCCCCCUAACUCCUGUCCCCCUUCUCUACUUCUUUGCUCCAUAGUGUUAACCUACUCUCGGAGCUGCCUCCAUGGGCACAGUAAAGGUGGCCCAAGGAA
Messenger RNA from Pongo pygmaeus (Bornean orangutan), 1516 nucleotides. RefSeq names its product CUE domain containing 2 (gene CUEDC2). NCBI's taxonomy places the organism in Eukaryota, Metazoa, Chordata, Mammalia, Primates, Hominidae. Gene Ontology annotation, molecular function: ubiquitin binding. The transcript is spliced from 9 exons. The record is from RefSeq and is a predicted model, not a curated record. Bases 467 to 1339 code for a protein of 290 amino acids.